Molecule: messenger RNA, 4494 nt
Organism: Myripristis murdjan (pinecone soldierfish)
Lineage: Eukaryota; Metazoa; Chordata; Actinopteri; Holocentriformes; Holocentridae
Gene: abhd8b
Product: abhydrolase domain containing 8b
Exons: 5
Coding region: 254-1711 (485 amino acids)
Biological process (GO): phosphatidic acid biosynthetic process; lipid homeostasis
Cellular component (GO): mitochondrion
Molecular function (GO): carboxylic ester hydrolase activity; lysophosphatidic acid acyltransferase activity
Source: RefSeq, a predicted model, not a curated record
GCCUGUACACCAACACCGCAACAUGGAAGCGACGCACAUAUUUGGCUGUGCGUCUGAGCCCCUGAGAGACGCGCUGUAAUGCUGGCGGCUAUGCGGAGGCUACCUACAGGGCAGCAGAAUCCAGAUAAAUUAGAUUAUUGGAUUGACUGCAACAGAUUAUAGCUCGCCCGCUUCCUCGAUGCUGCAUAAGAAAACAACAUCCAUCUAAUUAUAUUUCACGGGGAAUUUUUUAAAAACAAUAAGACUGGCAGCCAUGCUGACCAGCUUCGUGGAUGGUGUUUUUUGCUGCCUAACCGGAAAGUCAACCAACGUCAUAGUUCCCGUAGAAACCUCCGAACCCGCCGACGGCUUCGAGUUUGUGGAGGUGAAACCGGGUCGGGUCCUGCGAGUCCGACACAUCAUGCCUGACCGGCCUGUGGUGGAGGAGCCCACUGGGCAAGGUGGGAGUGUCAGCUGCAAGCGAAGGAUCACAGUGUACCGCAACGGGCAGCUGUUCAUUGAGAACCUGGGCGACAGGGCCAAGACAGAGCUGCCAAACUGCCAGAACGGAGAGACGGAGCCCAACUGCACGGUAGAGGUCGAACUGCCUGAGUGCAACAGCUCCUCACCACCCAUCAGCAUCCCUGAAGACAAGACCAACAGUGAUACAGCCGGAAGGGAUGGGGCAGCUGAAGCAGGAGCAGGGGAGGCUGCGGCGGCUACUGGAGAGGCUGACCAGUUGCAGCAACCCAAGAAGCGCAGGCGGAAGCCCAAGCGCACCGUGGUGAUCGACUGCGAGAGGAGGAUCUCGUGCUGUAAAGGGACGCACUCGGACGUGGCACUGUUCUUCAUCCACGGGGUGGGAGGCUCGCUGGAUAUCUGGGGAAACCAGUUGGACUUCUUUUCCCGGCUGGGUUAUGAGGUGAUCGCCCCUGAUCUGGCAGGUCAUGGGGCCAGCUCAGCACCACAGAUAGCUGCAGCGUACACUUUCUAUGCCCUGGCUGAGGACAUCCGACUCAUCUUCAAGAGAUACGCACGCAGGAGGAAUAUUCUCGUUGGACACUCUUAUGGAGUGUCGUUCUGUACAUUCCUGGCCCACGAGUAUCCAGACCAGGUCCACAAAAUGGUGAUGAUAAAUGGCGGAGGUCCCACAGCUCUGGAGCCCAGCCUCUGCUCCAUCUUCAAUCUGCCUACCUGUGUGCUUCACUGUCUCUCCCCGCUGCUGGCCUGGAGCUUUCUCAAGGCAGGCUUUGCUCGGCAGGGUGCCAAGGAGAAGCAGCUGCUCAAAGAGAACAAUGCCUUCAACGUGUCGUCUUUCGUGCUGCGUGCCAUGAUGAGCGGGCAGUACUGGCCUGAGGGGGACGAGGUCUACCAUGCUGAGCUCACAGUCCCCAUCCUGCUGGUGCAUGGCAUGUACGACAAAUUUGUCCCCAUCGAAGAGGACCAGCGCAUGGCAGAGAUCCUCCUGAUGGCCUUUUUGAAGGUCCUGGAUGACGGCAGCCACAUGAUCAUGAUGGAGUGUCCUGAGGCAGUGAACACACUCCUGCAUGAGUUCUUCCUCUGGGAGCCUGAGACCCAGCCAAAGAAAGAGUCCAAAGCUCGUCCAGAGACUGCCAAAGCCCGACCUGACACCACCAAGACCACCUGUGAAACUGCCAAGGUCCGACCUGCGACUGCCCAGCACAACUCCUCAAACUGCGGUUCACAGGCAGACAGCAAGACCAAAAAAUAACUCAAGAUGUUCUGCUAAAAUGUUUUGGUAAAAGCUCAAAGCUGAGGCUUCCAGUGGUUGUUACUGUGCACCAUGGCUAGCCAUGACCUUAUGUGUCCUGCUGAACUGAGCUGUUUGUACGGCUGUACCUGUACAGGGUGAAUAAAAUUAGCCAGUUCCUGUGAACUGGUUUGUGAACAGGUCCAUCUUACUGUUGGACCCGUGGAGGUGGGACACAGCGUCUGAGGGCGGAUUUUGACUCCAGACUCCAAACCUUGCCCUAGCGGCAGAGAUGAAGAAUGGAGGAAGAGGAGCUCCAAUGAUGUGGUGACACAUUGGAGAUGUUUGAUAUCCAUUCUGCAGCUUUAGGCUCCAGCACAGGAGACAUGGCUGUGCCUUGAGGUGGUGUGUGACUAAGGAAGGGCAAGCAGAGCAGGAGAUAGAAAUACAGUAACACGCAUUGUGUAUGGCAGUCGUCAUAAGAGCGGGAUCUGAAAUUUACAUCCACCAAGUGCCAAAUGUUGGUAAAGUUUGUCUUUGGUGGAUAAAUUAAUGUGUCACUGGCUACACUGUCAAUAUCAUGUGAAUAUCUAUAGACGGUCUUUGGUCUUUGCUGGUUCUCAUUCUGCUGACUCCCCGCUGACCAGCGACGCUGUGUGACCGCGAUCAAAGCAACGCAAAGAACAGAGAGCCAAACAAUGGCUCUGUACCAGACAGGUUCCUGAUUGGCUGCCUGUUACACUGCUUUAAACAAAGCAGUAGCAACACAUAGUAACUUCUAUAGUGUGUGUGUAUGUGUGUAGUUGACUUCUGUUGACCUUAAUGAUGAAAUACAAACUUGAACACAUACAGUAUAAAAUACUGUACACAAAAUAGCACCGAAAACAUGACAAUAGACAAUUUUCUGUAAAAGAAAGAAAGAAAAAAAAUGAUAUCAAUUAUUUUGUCUAGUAAAAAGUAUUCUUGGCACGCACAUUUUUUAAAAAAAGUUUACCAGCCUUUGGCAAAUGAGCCACAUUAACCUCAGGCACUGUUUAUGAGGUUCAAAGAUGAGAAGUAACUUGCUGAUUGUAGUUAUGUGACUACAGCAGCUGCUUGUGGUAUUCAGGAGUAAAAUAAGAAUAAAUAAAAAAAAAAAAAUAGUUUACAGUGUAGACAGUUGGGUGUUGAGUAACUGGGUUGUGAGUACUCAACCCUAAAGAUGGACGCAUGAUAAGGAAAUUCUCUAAAAGUAAAUUUUCUGCUUCCUACUAUCCAGGUCCAUGUUUGCUAAAUAAAGUGUGGCCUGGUUAAUUUAACAGUGCGGUCUAAUAAUCUGUGACCUUACAUGGACAGUAGGAGUAGAAAUGUAAAAAUCAAAUUUGCAUUAUCAUAAUCAUAAUGAAACAUCAUAUAGUAGUUCUGAAAGUUUCGAUUGAAGUGUAUCAGGUAAAUGCAAAAUCAGUAUUUUGUAGUCAAUAGAAACAACACAAGUGGAGCAUAUCCUACAUGUUGCAAUUGCUUUAUAUUGAUUUAUAUGCUGUUUUAUUCAUUUUCACAAAAAACAAACAUAUUAUUUUUUCUACGCACUGAAACCACGCUACUGGCAAGAGUAACAUUUGAAAAUAUUUAUAAAUAUUUAUUCAGUGAUCUGUUUAAGGUGUUUUUGCAACGUAAUGAUGUGCUGGUAGCAUCUUUGAUAGUUAAAAUGCCUGAUAUGACUGAAGCGACUGACAGUGACUGACAAUCAGAGCUGCUCGCUAUGUAGCUUUCAUGCAGUAUUAGACAGCACUUCUUAUAUAAGAGUCAUAUUUCGACUCUUGGUUGGUGGUUGCACUGCCUCCUGCAAGACGCACUAUGUUUACAGCUGUUUAAUAUAGUAAUCUUGUAAACCUUGGCUUGCUUUCUUUCCAGCGAGGCAACAAGUCUGUGCUUAGGAAGACGUAAGAAGCCCUUAUGAAGACCGGGAUUGCUCUGUAAAUGAUAUGCAUUUAUUUCCAUGCUGAAUGAUGAUUGUGUCCCCGGGGAAGUGAAGACAAGCGCUGAUAUAUUAAUACUUAUAAGAACUGUAUUUAGACACCUCUCUCUCUGUCUUUCUCUCGAGACUAAGUAUUGUUUUCUAAGUCUGGUGCACGAACAUGAGAGGCCAAGUGUCGUGUCUGAUAAGUGUCCUCAUACAUUGAUCGCAUCAAUGUAUCAAAAUACUCUGUAGCUUUACUGUUUAGCGCCUCAACAAUUUGCUAUGAACUCUUGUGGUGUAACUUUACUGGGCAGAUAGCCGGUUUUAGAAAGCUAUUAUGCCCCCUACAGUAUGACUGUUAUCCAGCAACUACAGUAGACUGUGUAUGUGUUUACAAUAGCUGCAAUAGUACAACCAUUUAAAACUCUCACAGUCCCUCAUGUAGAGAGAUCCCAUCUCCUGUGCAGUAGAACAAAGCAGUUUUCAUUAUUUUGUCACUGAUUCCACAGUAUUUGAUAGAGUUCAUAUAUAGAGUAUACUUUUUAUACUUCCUAUACGUGUAUUUGUGAUUGAUUAUUAUUAUUAUAGACCUCAGAGAAAUGUAUAGAUGCAGUUCUGAUAAGAGAAAUGCAACUGGUGAACUGAGUUGUGACUCACAAAGCUCACAUGUAUCCAGUUUAGUUGAUACACUUCAUGGAUGGUUUCCUCACAAGUCUCGAUUUUGAGGAAAAUGUCCACAUCACAUUUUCUGCACUUAUGUGUCUUAAAUUUUGUUACUGUGUUUGCCUUUGACAGUGACUCCAGAAAUGAACUCCUGACAUAAAAAUGUUACAUUUUAUCAAAAUAAAGUCUUAUGAAUUUUCAA